AUGUUCAGAAGAGUCGCAGCAGCCGUGCCCGCCCAGGCCGGACGAGUACUCGCAACCGCUGCGAGACCUAGCAUCGCAUCGCCCAUCCGCGCCGCAGUACCUGCUGUAUCAGCGGCCGGACGGCGGCAAUACCACGAGAAAGAUAGGUUGCCCAUUGCCCCUCUAAUGCGAAACGCCGGCCUAACAUGCGCAGCACUGCUAGACCACUACAACAGGCCGCGAAAUGUCGGUUCCAUGGCAAAGACGGACAGCGACGUCGGCACUGGUCUAGUCGGCGCACCAGCAUGUGGCGAUGUCAUGAAGCUCCAAAUCCGAGUUGACCCCAACAACAACACCAUCAGCGAUGUCAAGUUCAAGACAUUCGGUUGCGGCAGUGCGAUUGCCAGUUCGAGUUAUUUGACCGAGUUGGUCCGUGGUAUGACAUUGGAGGAUGCUGCGCGAAUCAAGAACACAGAGAUUGCAAAGGAGCUCUGCCUACCACCUGUCAAACUGCACUGCUCUAUGCUUGCCGAGGAUGCCAUCAAAUCCGCCAUCUCCAACUACUACACAAAGAACCCCAACGCACGACAAACAGAUCUUGGCGGCAAGUCGGCGCCAAUGCCCAAGGUGGAGGUCGAGACUGUAUCAUCUGCGGCGGCUUAA
Molecule: messenger RNA, 642 nt
Organism: Exserohilum turcica Et28A
Lineage: Eukaryota; Fungi; Ascomycota; Dothideomycetes; Pleosporales; Pleosporaceae
Exons: 3
Coding region: 1-642 (213 amino acids)
Biological process (GO): iron-sulfur cluster assembly; intracellular iron ion homeostasis
Cellular component (GO): cytoplasm; mitochondrial matrix
Molecular function (GO): ferrous iron binding; 2 iron, 2 sulfur cluster binding
Source: RefSeq, a predicted model, not a curated record